Messenger RNA from Pogona vitticeps (central bearded dragon), 1292 nucleotides. Its product is annotated as retinol dehydrogenase 16. Gene Ontology annotation, biological process: steroid metabolic process. NCBI's taxonomy places the organism in Eukaryota, Metazoa, Chordata, Lepidosauria, Squamata, Agamidae. Gene Ontology annotation, molecular function: oxidoreductase activity. The record is from RefSeq and is a predicted model, not a curated record. Gene Ontology annotation, cellular component: intracellular membrane-bounded organelle.
UUCUCAAACAAAUCUAUAACUUGGGCUGGGAGGAAAAGCCAGUUGCAUGAGCCAGGCAGGCUUCAGCAGCUUGUCUUUCCACACCCAAACCGCAGCAGCCAGAAAAGCAGCAGCCCAAGAAAGGAGAGGAAGUGUCUGCUCUCCCUGUGACCAACAGGAGCCAGGAAGUCGCCAUUUAAUCAACGACAGGAUUUAGCGAUGUGGCUCUACUUGGCUGCCCUGUUGGGGCUUUACUUCCUUCGUCAAUGGUACCGGGAGAGACAGACUGUGGAGAAACUGACAGAGAAGUAUGUCUUCAUUACUGGCUGUGACUCUGGCUUCGGAAACCAGCUCGCCAGGCAGCUGGACACCCGGGGGAUGCAGGUGUUGGCUGCCUGUCUUACCCAGAAAGGGGCAGAGGAGCUUGAGAAGGCCACCUCAGGGAGACUGAAAACCACCAUUUUAGAUGUCACCUCCACGGAGAGUGUUGCUGCAGCAACAAAGUGGGUGAAAGGAUGUGUUGGGGACAAAGGUCUCUGGGGCUUGGUCAACAAUGCUGGUGUAGCUAUUCCUACAGCCCCCAACGAAUGGCUAACCAAGGAAGAUUUUGCCAAAGUGAUAAACAUCAACCUGCUUGGGAUGAUUGAUGUGACAUUGCACAUGCUGCCACUCCUGAGAAAGGCCAAGGGGAGGGUGAUCAACAUGGGAAGUGUGAUGGGAAGAAUAUCAACCAGCGGAGGAGCUUACUCCAUAUCUAAAUAUGGCGUGGAAGCCUUCUCAGACAGUCUGAGGCGUGAACUUCUUCCCUUUGGAGUUCAAGUCAGCAUUAUUGAACCUGGUGGUUUUGCUACAGCUGCUACCAGAAAUAUAGUGGAGAACUACAAAACCGUAUGGAGCCGAGUACCUUCUGACAUCAGAGAAAGCUAUGGGCAGCCCUACUUUGAGCAGUAUUGCAAAUUAUGCCAAGAUUUCCUGGAUAGAAGCAACUCCAACCUCCAUCUGGUCACUAACUGUAUAGAGUGUGCCCUGACAUCCUGCCAUCCUCGCACUCGCUACUCUGUAGGCUGGGAUGCAAAGCUUUUCUACAUUCCUGCCUCUUACUUGCCAGCUGCAGUGAGUGACUAUGUGCUGCUCCGCCAUUGGCCGAAGCCAGCACAGGCAGUAUAGCUUAUCUUAUAAAACUACACUGGGUUGUGGUUUCAUUAAGGGUAGACAAAUGGACAAUUUAACUAGACGAGUUUUAAAUAUUAUACAUGAAAUAGAAAAAGAAAAAAUAAAAGCAAUGAUUUUAUCACUGGAUAUAUUUAAAGCCU